Messenger RNA from Perca fluviatilis (European perch), 2273 nucleotides. RefSeq names its product heat shock transcription factor family member 5 (gene hsf5). Lineage: Eukaryota; Metazoa; Chordata; Actinopteri; Perciformes; Percidae. Gene Ontology annotation, biological process: regulation of DNA-templated transcription. The record is from RefSeq and is a predicted model, not a curated record. Bases 175 to 1563 code for a protein of 462 amino acids. Gene Ontology annotation, molecular function: DNA-binding transcription factor activity; sequence-specific DNA binding. The transcript is spliced from 7 exons.
AAAUAAGCUGUCCUGUCUAGCUGUAGAAUAUUAUAGAAUCCUGGCAGUUGGCCCCAGAAUCAGUCAGUGUCAGAUGAAACGUCUAAACUCCAACAGUUCCAACGGUUCGGGAACACUUCCAACGGCCCGGAGAACAGAAGAGAGUCAUCUUUGGAGCUCCAGACUUAGCUAAGCAUGGAUGUCGGUGAAAAUUCCCUCCCAGACAGCAUCAACCCUAAUAACUUUCCUGCCAAACUAUGGCGUUUAGUGAACAACCCGCUAAAUGACGCCAUCUACUGGGACAAACUCGGCCAGGUGGUCGUCAUUGAUCAGCAUCUCUUCGAGAGACAGAUCUUGUCUCCUAGCAACAUCACCACCCCGGACAACGCUGACUCCUUCAAAACGACCAACUUCUCAAGCUUUGUCCGUCAGCUGAAUCUGUAUGGCUUCAGGAAAGCCGAUCCGGCUGUUAAAGACACCUGGGACAAUGCAGCAUAUCAUCAUUUUUACAACCCAAACUUCCAGCGAGACCAACCUGAACUUGUUGCGAGUCUGAGGAGACUCACUGUCGACAACAAGGCAAAGAUACAAGCUGGUGUGAACGUGAAAAGUCGGCCCCCGAGUCGGUACCUGCGAUACAGUGGGGGUGAUGAUGGCACAGAUAAAAAUGUGAAAAGAGUCAGUACUUCACUGCUUAGCCCCACACAUCAGGAGUCAACUCAUCCUUACUAUCCCAAUAAAGCUCAGCCCAUGACAGCACACAAUGGAACCCCAGUCCCACCACGAUUCCUGAUAAGAGGCCAUGGUGCAGCUCUUUCGCCGACUGUCUUUGCUGCAGACAAAGGGUUACAAGUGUCUUUAAGCCACCACUAUGCUGGGGUAGCCUCAAGCGCCAAUGCCAUGCACAUUCAGCAGAGUUUACUGUCCCGUGCAAACCAUGGAAACCCAAAUUUCCCUUUUACUUCUCCAAAUGCACAAUAUCCGCCUGGCUACUAUUCCCCAGUUUGCCAGUGCUACCAUCAGAACCUUGUGGCAUCACAUAUGGCAGGUAGUGGGAUUCAGACAGGCUCGUUUUCUCCCCACAGUUAUUACCAGGCGAGCUAUCCUGUGAAUAUGUUGUGCCAUGGGGACAACAACCAGGAUAUAAAGAACAUGGAACACCAGGAGGUGAAAAAAUUUGACAUUAACUUGGACACAAUUUUCCAGAUUGCCGAUGAGGUGAUGCAAACUCCGCCCAAUAACAACCUGGUUAGAGUCGUGACCCCAGAGAAGCCAGGCCCUGUGUUAGUGCCGUUCACCUGUAACCCCGUGAUGUAUGACAAACCUGCCAGCACCAUGAAAGCUAACCCUUUGUAUGGAUCCAUUAUAAUGGCUGUGUCAGGCCAUGCUGAUCUAGUCAAAUGCGAACAGCAGGAAGAAUCUGUGGUUUCAGUACCUGACAAAAUGCCUGAAGAUGCCAUAUCCGAGGUUACCGUUGAUGAUGCAAAGGACACGGAGGUUAUAGGUGGCGAGGUUAGCGACAGUCUGAGGGAUACCAGUCAGGCCGAUAACAGCAAAUGGACAGGAAGUACACCAAAUAUUUAGAUCUCAACUUGUUGAUUUGAUUGGCAUGUGACAGGGAGUCUUGAUUCACUUCAGGAUUUGAUCUCAGAUUCUCACUAUUAUCAGACUUUAUUCUCCAUUUUAGUGAGUUUUGUGUAAAAGAUGCGUUCUAUUUUAAAUUUUAUUUCAUUCUUGUAGCAAAAGUAGUUGUAGGCUGUACAUUUGUGUACAGUAUUUGUUUAAUAGCAGUGAUUUUCCUUAUUGUUAGUGACUUUGGAAAAUACAAUAAUUUGAUUAACAAAACAUUAAAAAAAGGUUUUACCUCUAUAUUUUUACCACAGUAUUUUCUAAAAUGUAAGUAUCUUGUAAUGUUUUUAAAGAAUUGUAAUUUUAAGUAUAAUUUAUACAGAUUUGCUACAGUAAAGGCUACCUCUGGCUGUCCCCAUGUAAUGUGCAUGCUUGACUUAGUUUUUAAUAGCAUAACUGGUAGUGUUUGUCAUAGCAAGUUGUAACAAACUGCUGUAAUGGGGGAGAAAAUAUUGAAUAAGUGUAUGAAAAUAUAAUCCUAUUGAUUGUUGAUAUUGAUUGCUUUAUGAUGGUGACCAAGUGGUGGUUGCAUUUCCCCACCUUUUUAUUUUUCCACUGCAUCACUUAAAAGGUGCAGGGUUUUUUGAACGUGUCACUGAAGUGUUUUUUUUUUAAUUGCAAGUGUGUAAAAGUAUUAUAAUUAAAGUUGAAUAUAUGUCCAAUAA